CCAAAAGUCCCAUUCUGCAAACGGUGCUGCACCAGUUGAGUAGUCCUCGACUUACGACCGGUUGAGUAGUCCUCGACUUACAACUGGUUGGGGGUCGCAGCAUUAAAAAGGUUGAGAACCACUGACCUAAAGGGUAGAACUAGAAGAAUUACACAAUGAAGGGUUGAACAGAAACAAAAUGCUAGAAGGUGAAAUUAUCUUGAAAUCUUCUGCAAUUCUCCUGGGAUCUGCUGGAGUCCAGGAGAAAGCUUCCAGUGGCAUUGAGGAACCUGAACGAAGGACAAGUUUGGAUACUCCCUACAAUUUAUUCUGAUCUUUUAAGGUGAUCAGUGAGAAAGAAAGUGGUGAACUCACAAACUCAGUGAAAACAGAGGACAGAAAGCAGUGACUGAUAACGUCCAGAGUCUCCAAAAAUUGUCCAUAGAUUUCGUUCCAGAAUGCUUCAAGAAGCACCCACUAUACUCCAAGAAUGGUUGAAGCAAUCCUGGCCUCAGGAUAAAACCCAUCUUUAUACUGCUGUGAUUCUGACCUGUGGUACAACUGCAUUUUAUUUGGUACUGAAAUGGUUAGGCCAGAAAAGGAUUAAAAAACAAAUAGAAGAAACAAGAAGACAAAGGGAUCGUGGCUUGAUAGAAAUGGAAAAAUCAGUGCAGGCAUUUAAAAGCCAGAACCCUGGGAUACCAACAGAUGACAUCCUUUCUCUGCCUCUGGUGGAACUGGUUCAGAAGCUGAAAGAAGACACUUUGUCUCCAGAUGUGGUCCUCUACACCUAUAUGGAAAAGGCUUUAAUGGUCACGAAGGAGGUGAACUGUGUGCGCCAUUUUAUUCCAGAAUGUGAGCCAUUUCUUCAGCAACUGAAAAAACAGAAGGAAAAGGGUUUAUUGUACGGGGUACCUAUCAGCAUCAAAGACCACAUUGGAUACAAGGGCCACUUGACAACAUGUGGCUUUUCACAUUUUCUUGAUGUGGAAGGAGAGGACAGUGUGUUGGUUAAGGUAUUAAAGAAGCAGGGAGCAAAUCCAUUUGUAUUCACAAAUGUGCCGCAAUCUUUAUUCAACUAUGACUGCAGCAAUGUAGUUUUUGGGCAGACGGUGAAUCCUUUGGAUCAUAAGAAAACUCCUGGGGGUUCAUCUGGAGGGGAAGGGGCUCUAAUUGCUGGAGGAGGUUCUGUCUUGGGAUUUGGAUCAGAUGUGGGUGGAAGUAUCCGUCUACCUUCCAGCUUCUGUGGUCUUUGUGGGCUGAAGCCAACUGCAGGUAGAUUGAGUGUUUCUGGAGUAAAGGAGCCUUUUCAUCUUAUGCUAAUUUUAGGGACAAUAGGACCAAUGGCAAAGGAUGUGGAUAGUCUUGCUCUAUGCAUGAGGGCUCUCUUAUGUGAUUACAUGUUCCAGCUGGAUCCAACUGUGCCACCCAUUCCAUUCAAUCAAGAGAUAUAUUCAAACUCUACACCUCUACGGAUUGGAUAUUAUGACACAGAUGGCUAUUUCUUGCUCCCACCAUGCAUGAGAAGGGCUGUCCAUGAAACCAGGAAGCUUCUGCAGGAAGCUGGCCAUACACUAGUUCCCUUCAACCCACCUUCUGUGGACUAUGUUAUUGAUGAAAUUUAUGUGAAAGGUGCUUUUGCAGACGGAGGCUCAAGUCUGUUGGCCUUGUUUCAAAAAGAUAUAGUGGAUCCAGCUUUGAAACCCCAAGUGAAAAUGCUUAAAAUCCCAAAAUUGGUGAAGAAAAUUUUGGCCAAGUUCACCAAGAGCUGGUUUCCCCGACUGGCUGGGCAGCUGAAUGCGUUGUGUGGAGUAAGGAAUGUGAAGGACCUAUGGAAGAUCGAUAAUGAAUUGAUGGUCUAUCGUAAAAAGUUUAUUGAGAAUUGGAGAAAAAACAAGCUUGAUGUUGUCCUGUGCCCUGUUCUGGGUCCCGCCUUCUUUCUUGGAUAUCCUGCAAAAAUACUUGGUGCUAUCUCUAAUACCAUGCUGUACAAUGCUUUGAACUUCCCUGCUGGAGUUGUACCAGUUACCACAGUUACAGAAGCAGAUGAAGAAGAGAUGGCACAGUACCAGGGACUAUAUGGUGACUCCUGGGAUAGGACCCUGAAAAAGGCAGUAGAAGGUGCUGUUGGGCUUCCUGUGGCCGUUCAGUGUGUAGCUUUACCAUGGCAGGAGGAAUUAUGCCUUCGGUUCAUGAAAGAAGUUGAGAUGCUGUCCAACAAAGAGCAACAGAAGAAAUUCAUCUGAAUCUGACAAGCAAUUUGUAGAUCAAGGAUGCAUCUGGACUUAUAAAAAUGAUAAAAUAUCACGGAAUGUUUGAUCCUGCAAUAUUCAUUGUUCUGUCAAAGCAUCACUUUUUGUACCAGUUAUCCACGUCUGCAAACAGCCGUGAAAGAUUGGUCUUCUCUUUUUUUGUAUUUUAUGUGACCAAUUGAGGCAUUUCUCUUUCUCCUCAUUCACCGUUACAGGAGAUAGCUGGGUGGACAUUCAUACUUUCUGUCUUCUACCAUAUUCCCAUCCUUCAUCUCCACUGCAUAGAAAAAAUGAAAUUAGAAGAUUUUCCUUGCAACAUAAAGUAUACCAAGAUCAAAUUGUACAUUGGUUAGAAGUCUUCGCUUGAUUUGUGUAGGCUUGUUGAAUAAUUGAGAACCGAGACAGUCAAGGGUUCUAAGUCAGAGAGGGAGACUAUAUGAGGUUUCACUUCAGGAUUUUUUUUCUGACCAACAGAGGGAAUCUGGUCUGUUAGUUGUACAAGCACGAGGUUCAACACUGCUACAGUGUAUGAUGUUAUUUAGUAUCCUAUUUGUGAAAUCCUUGGUGUUCUCUUCAUUUAGUUGUUUGCUUCCAGACAUUUCAUUACCUGACUAAGUGACAUCAUCAGUGAUAGUGAAUGUGAGAUCUGCCUCCUAUUAUGCAGUAUAGAAUAGUUUUUCCAGGUAGUGUUGGUGAAGUAUGGUUUUCUCUCUGGUAGUUCCUUGAUUAGGGUAUUGUUUUCUGCUUCAUUGUUUGUGAGGUGUUAAUACUUGCUUAUUUGGGUGCAAGCUGCUAGAGAGGAUGUAUUCCGGUCUUUUUGUUUCCUUCUUAGUUGUUUAUUAUCUCUUUUGAAUGGUAUGUAAAAUUGGUUUAUCCCUAUGUGUCUAUUGAUGUCUGAUUUGGCUGAAUGCCAUGCUUUCAGGAAUUUAGUAGCAUUUUUGAAUUUUAAAUUUGGGGUAAUAUAACUUCUGCUAAAUGACUGAAAAAUCCAUUUUCCAAUUCCAAUAUUCUCCCGAGCACCCUCACUAAUAUUAAACACAAUGGUCCAAUCCAGUUACUAACUUGGAAUAUUACUAGCCGGAAGAACAAAGUAACAGAUGGGAACCUGGUAGAGUUCUUCUCUAAUCUUGACUUCAGAGCACUCCAAGAGACAUGGGUGACUACAAAUGAGGAAAAGAUUAAUUUAGAUCCUGGUAUAUUCCUGCAAAGGAAUAUAAGACUAAAGAGCGGGCAUCAGGAGGACUGACUACAAUUGCCAAGCAAAGUUGGGCUAGCAAGGACUGCAAUCAGUUCCUAGAGAUGACUCUCCCAAUUAUUUAGCUAUAAAAUUUUCAUAUAAAUGUUCUAAAACAGUUCUGCUAAAUAUAUCUGCCACCCCACAUGCCUCCCCCGUUUUUUCCCUAAUAUUUGGGUGAAUCUAGAAAAGACAAUGUUAAAGACAACGUCAAAUCAUCCUAAAACCAUAUAAUUUUAGCAGAAGAGUUAAGGGCCAAGAUGGGGCCCUUCCUUACACAAUGUUGUACAACUCGGAGUUAUUCCUGAGGAUUAUCUUAUAAAUGAUCCAUCCUGGCUUUCUAGAGACCCCAAAUGAAAUGCAGCGGACUGACAACUGGUAUCCUUGAUCAAUAACUGUAACCUCCAUAGUUUAGGAGGUAAAGAACCUGGUUUUAUAUAUCCUUUUACAUAUUAUUCAUGAUUUUAGAUUACCUAUGUUUACAUGAAACAAGACAGGGCUGUCUUCAGACAUCUAAGUACAUGUGAAGGAGAUAGCAAUCAUCAAUCAUAGUCCAUUUCCAAGCCAGAUUGGAUACUAAUUUAUCUGUAUCUCCCGAUAAAAGAUUAUUAGCUAAUCGCAAAGUCAGGCAGAAUAGAAGGCUCAAUUGGGCCAAGGAAAACACUAAGGCAAUAUCCUGAAUUUCUGAACUCUGAACAGUUUGGAGAAACUCAGUUUCCUUCUGUAUCCAAGGUCUGAAUACAAUCCUCACUCAAUAUAUUGAUCUAUGAAUUUCACUGAAAAAUAUUAACAGAUAAACUUCCCACUAGAAAUCGACUGUCAGAAUCCAAUUAUAUUUCAUUUCUAGUUAUCUACUAUGAAAAAAAAAACAUUUCUGCCCUCUCUGGAUUCUGUCAUACUAUGACAGGGUGGUUUAUGGCUCGCACUUCCUUCAGUAAACUACAUAAGGACUGGAUGUUGAUUCCCAUCAAGAGGCCUGACCAUAACAAUAUGGCCAUUACCUUUCAUCUACUCAGCUCUCUGAAGUCUUCAUUUUGCUGGUAGUGAAGGGAAAAGGGGGGGGGGAAACAAGGCAACACCUGGAAUCCGGGAAAAUAGGAUGAGUGAUCGUCGUCGGACGAACUAUGGUGUGGGGGCUGCUUGGGAACAGUUAAAACAUUGAAGGAUGGAAGAGAACUCCUCAAAUCCUGUCUAGAACGCCUGCAACCAUCUUCUCUUAAUAAAAAUGCCUGUUGGAA
Molecule: messenger RNA, 4703 nt
Organism: Crotalus tigris (Tiger rattlesnake)
Lineage: Eukaryota; Metazoa; Chordata; Lepidosauria; Squamata; Viperidae
Product: vitamin D3 hydroxylase-associated protein-like
Exons: 17
Coding region: 438-2225 (595 amino acids)
Biological process (GO): fatty acid catabolic process
Molecular function (GO): fatty acid amide hydrolase activity; amidase activity
Source: RefSeq, a predicted model, not a curated record